UAUAAACCGACAACUUUCACCGACCAUUACCACCUCUCCGCUUCUCUUGCUCUGGAUAUGCACCGGCAGAUCUAUGCGCCAUCACGAACAUGCAUUUCGUCAAGCCUUUAUGGUUAACGCACCCAGGUGAACUCAGAGACUUUGAUGUAUACAGUUGUCACGUCUCGCCCGAUGGAAACAGACUAGUCACAGCUGCUGGAGAUGGGUUCGUCCGGGUCUGGUCUACUGAAGCCAUAUACAAGUCGCAUGAUCCGGAGUAUACCAAACCGAAGCAGCUCGCUGCAAUCAGUCACCAUUCUGGCACAAUCCAUACAGUACGAUUCUCGGGGAAUGGGAAAUAUCUAGCGUCUGGGGCAGACGACAAGAUUGUCUGUGUAUACGUUCUUGAUCCGAACCCUCCAACACAUGGUUCAACGUUUGGCUCGAAUGAACCACCACCAGUCGAGAAUUGGAGGGUCCUUCGACGCCUCAUUGGGCAUGACAACGAUGUACAAGAUCUUGGUUGGUCGGAAGACUCGUCGAUCUUGGUAUCGGUUGGACUAGAUUCGAAAAUUGUAAUCUGGUCAGGGCAUACUUUCGAAAAACUGAAGACUCUAUCAAACCACCAAAGUCACGUCAAGGGUAUUACAUUCGAUCCCGCGAACAAAUACUUUGCUACAGCUAGCGACGACCGCACAAUCAAGGUCUUCCGAUUCACAUCCCCUCCUCCGCAUGCCACCGCUCAAGACCAGGUCAACAAUUUCAUCCAAGAGACCACCAUAAUCGCCCCAUUCGCCGCUUCACCUCUUACCACAUACUUCCGUCGAUGCUCUUGGUCACCGGAAGGGAAUCAUAUCGCCGCAGCGAAUGCCGUUAACGGGCCUGUCAGCUCGGUGGCCAUCAUAAGCCGAGGUAGCUGGGACAGCGACAUAAAUCUCAUAGGACACGAAGGGCCUGUUGAAGUAUGUGCUUUCUCUCCAAGAUUGUUCUAUCGUGAACCGCUUGGGCCGCAACAUAUCGAUGCACAAGGCCGGCCAACACUACAGUCUGUGACAGUUGUCGCCUGUGCAGGCCAAGAUAAGACGCUCAGCAUCUGGAAUACAAGUUUUGCGAGACCAUUUACCGUGACUGCAGAAAUAGCAAAUAAAGCGAUAUCCGACUUGGCUUGGGCACCGGAUGGAGAAACACUAUUCGUCACAAGUUUGGAUGGAAGCAUUAUGGCAGUAAUAUUCGAGAAGGGAGAAUUGGGAUAUCCGGCGUCCCUCUCGGAGAAUGAAAAGUCGCUUUCUAAAUUUGGUGCUGGUAGAAGGGUCGGUCUGAUUGAGAGCACAGAUGCACUUCUCCUAGAAGAGAGUAGCAAAGCUGGAGAAGACAAGGCUGUGCAAGGGCGAAUGGGUGAGCUUAUGGGAGAUGCUGGAGCGGCUGCUGCAACGGCAGGAAACAAUGGCACCGUACCCCCGGCGAAGACGAACGGCAUAGUACCCGUGACAAAUGGAACAGCCCCAGAAGCAGCAGCAGCAGCUCCACCACCACCACCACCAACAGAUCCUAAGGUCGAGCGAUUAAAGACUCGGGUAACAUAUGUCAAUGGAAAGAAGCGGAUCCAGCCAAUGCUUAUAUCUUCCGCCUCAGGCUUAGCCGAAUCAUCCCUUCCUCAAACAAAACUAGUUUCUGCAGCUGCACAAGGACUUCGAAACGACGCACCCCACAGUGUCUUGGAUCUGUCGAAGCCUUACGACGGUCUGCCUAAAGGUGGCCUUCCUGCUAUGCUAUUCGGUAACAAACGGAAAUUUGCAGAAAUCGAGGGUGACGAUGAUCGAAGGGUUGAAAAGAGAAUAGCGAGUGGUGUACGAAAUGGCGCGGCUCCUAUUGUUAUCAACGGGACAGAUGGCCUUACACCUCCUAACUCAGUUUCACGAAAUGACGGUCAAGAUGUCCCUAGUGUACUGAGGCCUGCUAUUCUUAAUCCAGCUAUAUCGAUGAGCCAAGUCCGACUAGCUAUACCUAUGGUCAGGAGUACUAUAGUGAGGACCAUGGAUGGUAGUGACCCAGAGAAGACUUCGGAUGACACAAUAAUUCUGGAGGCUCGAAACGCGGCCGGACCCUCGAGAACUGGUAGAACACAGGAUCGGGAUCCUGCGAGGAUAAAUUGCACGAGAAAGAACCAGUCAAUAUGGCAAGACUAUCUGCCGAGAUCAGUCCUCCUCGUUACCGGAAACUUGAAUUUCUGGGCCGCAGCUUGUGAAGAUGGGUCCAUAUACACCUGGACACCCGCAGGCCGGCGACUGCUAAACGCCAUAGUCCUUGAAGCGCAACCAGUGAUCAUGGAUUGCAGGGGGUGGUAUUUAAUGUGCGUAACAGCUGUGGGCAUUUGCCAUGUCUGGAACAUAAAAACACAAGCAUCGCCACAUCCUCCUGUUUCUCUUGCCCCUAUUUUGGACAUUGCUGUUGCAGCACAAGGACCGCAUCUCACUACGGCACCCGGUAUAGUCUUCGCUCGCAUGAACUCUGCUGGUAGAAUCAUAGUCGCAAUGUCAAAUGGCGACGGCUAUACUUACUCUCCGACAAUGUUUACCUGGCAACGACUAUCAGAAGCUUGGUGGGCUGUUGGUAGCCAGUACUGGAACACAACAGACUCGUCGAUGAGCAAUAUUCAGAACUCGAAAGAUAAAUCGAAGGCCGCUAAUGACAACGAUGAGGUUUCGAUAGAAAACAUUUCUGCUGGGAUCAUACCUCAAUUGGAAAGGAAUACGACGAAUCACACUCUCUUACGUGGGCGUGCUUUCUAUCUACAGCGUCUUAUCAAAGCACUACUCUCUGCGGAAGGUUAUGAGGGAUUCGAAGCAAGCGUAUCCAUUGCACAUCUUGAGAAUCGGGUUGCGGCCGCUCUGACCCUGGGUGCAAAGGAAGAAUUCAAGAUAUAUCUCCUCAUGUAUGCCAAGCGACUCGGUGCUGAGGGCUUGAGGGGCAAGGUGGAAGAGCUUCUGCGGACAUUGGUUGGGUCCUUGUUGAGCGAUGAAGAAGAUGACGAUGAUUCAAAAGCGAAUGCCGAGAAGGAUGAGAUCUGCGGCUGGAAGAGAGAAGACAUCUUGAAGGAUGUCGUUCUUAUUCUCGGCAAAUACAGAGACCUCCAACGCGUGACAACGGAAUAUGCAUCUUUCCUUAACAUGAUGCAUGAAAAGCCUGAAGGCCAGGCAAUGAUUACGGACUCCUAGGUGGAGUGUGGGCACUAUAGCACGGCGUUUGGUAUUUACACCUCAACGUUUCCUAUUGUAUGGUUCAUUAUCAAGUCUGCGGGCUUGGUGGGCGUAUCAGUCCCAAGGACGCCACUGCGCAGGCGUCUGCAUUGUAUAAAACUUUCCGGCUUGCCGAAGCAUUGUAGAAGUAUUGAAUCUCGUGGAUCUGUGUGCUGCACUUCAAUUGAUCGUAUUGAUCAAAUCUUCCUAUCUACUCUAGAUCCGACAGACGCUACCCCACCCCAGUCAAUGGCUUGGCCCACGCGUCCGC
Molecule: messenger RNA, 3486 nt
Organism: Pseudovirgaria hyperparasitica
Lineage: Eukaryota; Fungi; Ascomycota; Dothideomycetes; Acrospermales; Acrospermaceae
Product: histone transcription regulator HIRA, WD repeat superfamily
Exons: 5
Coding region: 90-3194 (1034 amino acids)
Biological process (GO): DNA-templated transcription; chromatin remodeling; regulation of DNA-templated transcription
Cellular component (GO): nucleus; HIR complex
Molecular function (GO): protein binding; nucleosome binding
Source: RefSeq, a predicted model, not a curated record